UCCUUCACAUUCACCCCCAAAAAACAUUCCUACAAGUUUCUAUGGCUCCUAAGGCUCUUGCAGUUACAGCUCUCCUUCUCACACUUAAUCUUCUUUUCUUCAGUUUUGUAACUUCCACAAAAUGUCCACCAACUACUCCUAAAACCCCAAAAUCUCCAAAGAAGGCCCCGGCGGUUAAACCCACUUGUCCUACCGACACACUUAAGCUCGGUGUUUGCGCAGACCUAUUGGGCUUAGUUAACGUUCUUGUUGGUUCUCCACCAAAGACCCCUUGUUGUGCACUUCUUAAUGGUCUUGCUAACCUUGAAGCUGCAGUUUGUCUUUGCACCGCUCUUAAAGCCAAUAUCUUGGGGAUUAAUCUCAAUGUUCCUGUCGAUCUGAGCUUGUUAUUGAACUAUUGUGGCAAGAAACUUCCUUAUGGCUUCCAAUGUGCUUGAAGAGAUUUUGAAAAGAUAAAUCUCUUGGUUGUGCUUUGUUCUGUUGCUUUCUAUUGUUAUUUUGUUUGUGAGAAAAAUGCAAUUCUCCAACUUUUGUUAUUUCAUAUUGAAUGGGUUUUAAUGUGAGGGUUGAACUUGUUAAUGAAAUCGUUUAAUGUAAUAUCUUAAUAAUGUAAAUGUGUGGUUGAUAAAAAUUAUCAGUUCCAUGA
Raphanus sativus (radish) is the source of this 646-nucleotide messenger RNA. RefSeq names its product 14 kDa proline-rich protein DC2.15. The coding region runs from base 42 to 437 and encodes 131 amino acids. The record is from RefSeq and is a predicted model, not a curated record. The transcript has a single exon. Lineage: Eukaryota; Viridiplantae; Streptophyta; Magnoliopsida; Brassicales; Brassicaceae.